AGCAAACGGAGUACAGUUUUUUUUUAUAGUCCAAUCCAGACAAUUGACUUGAGGGAUGGGAAUUUAUAGGAAAUUUCAGUUAGCACAAAAACAACGGAGCCGAUGAAAAUCGGCACAACAUUCCCCUAAUUCCGAAGCGCCACCAACCCAACUACGAACACGAUCCUUCGAUCUCUCUCUCUCCUUCCUAAAUACACUCCACCGCAUAAUCCCAACAUACCUGCCGCACUUCUCUCUCCUCUCGUCGCUACAAAUUACGAUGAACUCUGUGGAGAGGAACAGAGGAAGGAACAGCUACUUCACGUGUUGUUUUCGACCGGCCGAUACCGACGAGGGUUCGAUCAAGCGGCGCCGCAAGGACUGCCCGGGCGGCCCACCAGUGUUUGCUAUAUCCGUUCAGGGCGAAGACAAUAUGGUGCUUCCGAAAAUUCUGACGUCACUGUCGGAAGAGAAAUCAAAGGUUUCUCCAGACAGCGGCGGACGUGGAACGGAGGAGAGGUCUCGCCGGAGCUUUUCUCGGUUAUUCAAAUCCGUAUUGCUCAAGAACCCGUUGGUGAAAAAGUUUAGCAGUAGAAAAGCUCGACAAAAAUCAUUCCAAACCAAGAGCAACAUCGUAUCAGAGAAAAUCAAGAAGGCUUCAAAUGCAGCAAAAGUAAAUCCCACACCGGAUAGACCUCCAGAGGCAGAUUCGAGUCGUUGGGCUUCCCCAAAUUCAUCCUCCACCGCAAGCACUUCAACUCGGACUUGUUCAUCUCUUGUUUCAUCGUACGGAGCUAGUCCAGUCGAAUUGAAACAAGUUGAUAAACCGACAUCAACAGAAAAAGGAAGGGAAUGUAGUGGCCCAACUAUUGGAUUAUGUGUGCUGCUUGUGUGCCUAGCGGUGUUGACCAUCUGGGGGAGAGUUGUUGCCAUAUUGUGCACUUCGAUGUUUCUCUUUCUGGUUCGGAGGCGUAUCGAAAGGCCCCGUAGCGUUGACUCGACGGUGAAUGGCAUUGAUUUGCCGGUUAACGACGUUGACUCAGAGGCUUAUAAGAAGAAGGUCAUAAUGGAAGGACUGCUCGAGAGAAAUCGCGGUCGGGUAAUUGCCACAGCUAGUUGAGACAGGCUCCGUUUUGAGCUGGCAAGGCGGCUUCGCCUUGUGACAAAUUUUUUUUUUCUUUAAAUUUUUUUUUUGUUGUAAAAAGUGCUGUCGUUAUUGUCUGUUAUUCUUCCCUCCCCUUUUUACAUUGAUCACACGUUUAUUUUAUUUUUAUUUAUUUUUGUGAUUCCCAUUCGAUUAUUAUUUCAACUGGGAUGUGCGAAGUUUUUCCCCCAUUUUUGACUUCAUAAGUUGUACUCAUACUUUAUUCAAUGAGAAUAAAUGAAGUUUUAAUGUAGAUUGUUUU
This is a messenger RNA of Rhododendron vialii, 1385 nucleotides long. RefSeq lists its product as uncharacterized. The transcript is spliced from 2 exons. NCBI's taxonomy places the organism in Eukaryota, Viridiplantae, Streptophyta, Magnoliopsida, Ericales, Ericaceae. The coding region runs from base 260 to 1099 and encodes 279 amino acids. The record is from RefSeq and is a predicted model, not a curated record.